CGUCUAGAGCUCUCCAGCCAACGAGCCGCCAGGGGGCGAGACCAACUACUAAGCGGGCGGCAGAGCGCCGAGCCGGGACGGGAGGGGACGAGGCGUGAGGGUCUGGCGGCGGGUGGACGAGGGCAGGUGCGGGGCAGCGCAGCCCAUUGGCCCGGCCGAGGGCGGGGUGCGGCGCGGUGGUGAGAUGGCGGCGGAGGCGGCGGAGUCCCUCCCUCGGCGCGUGGGCUUCGUGGGCGCCGGACGCAUGGCGGAGGCCGUCGCGCAAGGCCUCAUCCGAGCAGGAAAAGUGGAAGCUCAGCACGUGCUUGCCAGUGCGCCCACUGACAGGAACCUCUGCCACUUCCGGGCCCUGGGCUGCCAGACCACCCACUCCAACCUGGAGGUGCUGCAGGGCUGCUCCCUCGUCUUCUUUGCCACCAAGCCCCAUGUCCUGCCGGCCGUCCUGGCAGAGGUGGCCCCUGUGGUCACCGCAGAGCAUAUCUUGGUGUCUGUGGCUGCUGGGGUCUCUCUAAGCACCCUGGAGGAGCUGCUGCCCCCAACUGCACGAGUGCUGCGGGUCUCGCCCAACCUGCCCUGCGUGGUCCAGGAGGGGGCCUUGGUGAUGGCGCGGGGCCGCCAUGCCGGCAGCAGUGAGGUUGAGCUCCUGAGGACCCUGCUAGAGGCCUGCGGGCAAUGCGAGGAGGUGCCCGAAGCCCAUGUGGACGUCCACACUGGCCUCAGUGGCAGUGGUGUGGCCUUUGUGUGCGCCUUUUCAGAGGCCCUGGCUGAAGGUGCCAUCAAGAUGGGCAUGCCCAGCGGCCUGGCCCACCGCAUUACUGCCCAGACCUUGCUGGGGACAGCCAAGAUGCUUCUGCAGGAGGGGCAGCACCCGGCCCAGCUGCGGACGGACGUGUGCACGCCGGGCGGCACCACCAUCUAUGGGCUGCACGCGCUGGAGCGGGGUGGGCUGCGUGCAGCCGCCAUGAGCGCCGUGGAGGCUGCCACCUGCCGGGCCAAGGAGAUCAGCCGGAAAUAGGGCACAUGGGCGCUGGACUUGGCCACAGCCCCGAGUGCCGCCCCUCCCUUCCUCUCUCCCUGGCCCCUUCCGAAGACUCUGUAGGCCAGUGAAGGAGCUGCUUGAGGUCUGAGGGUAGCUGGAGGACGGGGCCUGGCCAGCCGUGAACAUGGCUGGUCCUGGGCCCCUCCCCAGACCCUAAGCUCCUGGCAAGUGGCGGAUGGAGCUGGCCUUGACCCUUCCCUGCUUGGAGAGUCCUGAGAGUCCCGUGGCCUGGCCUUCGACUGCAGGAUUUGGGUCUGUAGCAUGUCUGCGAACGGGCCAGCAGGGCAGGAGCCAGGAACAUGGGGCCUGAAGCAAGGACAUGGAGCCUUUGGGGGGGGCUGCCUGCAGCUCUCUGCUGUGCUACCCCCAGGGCUCUCGGGGGGCUCCCCACAUGACAGAGCCCCCCCCCCAGGCGGAGGCGCCAGUUCUUGUUGCAGCCUGACAGCUGAGACUGGAGGCAGAGGGUCCUCCUGCCUGUAAGAUGGGGUGAGGCACCUGGGUGGCAGCCUCUCCUUCACUCCCUGCUGCCCUGCCACCCUGGGGGAGCCCCCAUUCCAGCCUUCACCAGCCGCUGCCCAUCUGAUCUUGACCCUCACUCAUUAGAGGGUCGGCCUGAGUCUGUUUCCGCACCUGCUUUCUGUACCUGUAAAUGGAAAUAAAGACGCCACCUAGCA
This is a messenger RNA of Camelus dromedarius (Arabian camel), 1713 nucleotides long. RefSeq names its product pyrroline-5-carboxylate reductase 3 (gene PYCR3). Gene Ontology annotation, molecular function: pyrroline-5-carboxylate reductase activity. Lineage: Eukaryota; Metazoa; Chordata; Mammalia; Artiodactyla; Camelidae. The transcript has 6 exons. The record is from RefSeq and is a predicted model, not a curated record. Bases 185 to 1015 code for a protein of 276 amino acids. Gene Ontology annotation, biological process: L-proline biosynthetic process.